Molecule: messenger RNA, 3955 nt
Organism: Polyodon spathula (Mississippi paddlefish)
Lineage: Eukaryota; Metazoa; Chordata; Actinopteri; Acipenseriformes; Polyodontidae
Product: muscarinic acetylcholine receptor M3-like
Exons: 2
Coding region: 77-1852 (591 amino acids)
Biological process (GO): saliva secretion; regulation of vascular associated smooth muscle contraction; G protein-coupled receptor signaling pathway, coupled to cyclic nucleotide second messenger
Cellular component (GO): dendrite; synapse; plasma membrane
Molecular function (GO): G protein-coupled acetylcholine receptor activity; G protein-coupled serotonin receptor activity
Source: RefSeq, a predicted model, not a curated record
CAGCUGCACAAAAGCAACAGCGUGCACUGACGGGGACAUCUGAUCCAGUCACACUGGAAUAUGCCAGAAAGUCACAAUGAACUUGAACUACAACAGCACAGCACCAAGCUUUGUUUUAACAGUCAGCUCCUCUGGGAUCAGAGACUACCAGGACACAAAGCUUCUCAAAGGAACCAGAUGGCAGGACCACUUUGAUCUGCUAGAUAAUGACUCAGACCUUCCACCCUCAUAUAAUGUCACCCAGCCACACGCACCAGCCUAUGACCCCCUUGGAGGUCAUGCGGUUUGGCAAGUUAUCCUGAUUGUGUUGUUUACUGGCAGCUUAUCCCUGGUCACCAUCAUCGGUAACAUCCUGGUCCUGGUGUCGUUCAAGGUGAACAAGCAAUUGAAGACGGUCAAUAAUUAUUUUCUGCUUAGUCUUGCUUGUGCAGAUGUAAUCAUUGGAGUUAUUUCAAUGAACCUUUAUACUACCUACAUAAUUAUGGAUCAGUGGGCCUUGGGGAACUUAGCAUGUGACCUGUGGCUUGCCAUUGACUAUGUAGCUAGCAAUGCCUCAGUCAUGAACUUGUUAGUCAUAAGUUUUGAUAGAUACUUUUCUGUUACCAGACCACUCACUUAUCGAGCCAAGAGGACAACCAAAAGAGCCGGAAUAAUGAUUGGCCUGGCCUGGUCCAUCUCUUUUGUUCUGUGGGCACCAGCCAUCUUGUUUUGGCAAUAUUUUGUUGGAAAGCGCACCGUGCCUCGUAAUGAAUGCUUCAUCCAGUUCCUCUCAGAGCCUAUCAUCACUUUUUGUACAGCCAUAGCUGCAUUUUACCUGCCUGUUACCAUCAUGACCAUUUUGUACUGGAGAAUCUACAAGGAAACGGAGAAGCGCACCAAAGAACUGGCCGGGCUGCAGGCUUCUGGCCGGGAUUCAGAGACAAAACAAUUUGUCCUCCAGACUGGCAGCUCACGGAGCUGCAGCAGCUACGAGUUAACACAACCGGCUGUGAAUAAGCCAGCUGGACGGAAGCGAGGUCGCUGCUACUUCUUGCCUAUGAUGAAGUCAUGGAAACCCAGCACUGAAGGAGACCAGGAUCACAGCAGUAGUGACAGUUGGAACAACAACGAUGCUGCUGCCUCCCUGGAUCAAUCUGGUUCCUCAGAUGAAGAAGAAAUACCUGCAACCCGAGCCAUUUACUCCAUCGUGUUAAAUCUACCUGGCCUCAAGACCGCAGUAAACUCCCAACUGGCCGAAGCUGACCACUUGGAUAUAUCUAAAGAUGAUCACCAUAAAGUAAACGUGAACAGUAAGGACAGGAUACCCAAGAAAGAGAAGAAUGAUAAGGAGGACAACAGCUACCACCAGUGCUUCUCCAAGACAUCAGUUCAGUCAAUGCCAACAAUAGAAACACCCAAAACCUCAGAUGCAGUUUCCCCAGCGACUAAGUCUGCAUCUAUGCCUUUAACCUUCAAGGACUCAGCUUUGGCAAAAAGUUUCGCUUCAAAAACCAGAACGCAGAUCACAAAACGAAAACGAAUGUCACUUGUGAAAGAGAAAAAGGCUGCACAGACUCUUAGUGCAAUCCUUUUUGCCUUUAUCAUCACAUGGACACCAUACAACAUCAUGGUGUUAGUGAACACUUUUUGUGACGAAUGCAUCCCCAAAACCUUGUGGGACUUGGGCUACUGGUUAUGCUACGUGAACAGCACAGUGAACCCCAUGUGUUAUGCACUGUGCAAUAAAACUUUCCGAACCACUUUUAAAACAUUGCUGUUGUGCCAGUGGGAUAAAAGAAAACGUCGCAAGCAGCAAUACCAGCAAAGGCAAUCUGUUGUUUUCCGUAAAAUAAUUCCUCUGCAUUCCUCCUAAUGGUUCUGUAUAUAUUCCAGGUUGUGUUGUGUGUGAAUACCAGUUCCAUGAUGAUGUUUCUAAGUACAGUUCAGACUCUUUCUAACCCAGUGAAGCAGCUAUUAAGCAAAUUCUUCUUUUCAUCCAUAUUUUUAAGACCUAGCAGUGACUGUUUCUUCUGGGAUGAAACAAAAAGCAAAGGUAAUGGUGGACACAUAUCACUUAGGAACUAAAGUAAAAAGGGCUUUGGAUAUUUGAAAAUACAAACAUGCCAUUGUUUCUAAGUCCCAUUUUAUUACACAUGGAAAUGGAUUCCCCCAGUUUUGGAGUAAGACAUGGUAACAUCAGUGUAACCCUUAUCUAGUUGGCAAAUACAUCAUCAGCACUGGACUAGCAACUGUGGGUACUGUAUUUGUUCGUCACAGUUUCUGAAGAUUGUAUUGAUGUUCAUUAGCUUUUCUUCAGAGUCUUUUAUGAAAGUAAUGUUUUUACAUACCCAUAUGAACUUCCAUUGAUCAGAUAUUGAGCCAACUAUCCAAUGCAAAGACUUUUUAAAAAAUCAUCCUAUGUUCUAUCUAACUGUUUGCAAAUAUUAUAAUUCUGGUGAUCCCGAAACUGCUUUUGUAGGGGAUGUCCAGUUUAUCAGUGUUGUGAGCACAGAGCUGGUGUAAAAGCUGCUUUUGUAUUCAAUGUGGGAUGGUGUUUACAUGUUUUAGACCAAAAGUGCAAGUAUUUUAAAUGGUGUCUGUGUACCAGAAGUGUAUAUUUUUUAUGCCUUAUGUUUAUAUAAAAUAUUUAUACAUACUUUGCAUAAUGUUUAUUUGAAGCUUAUCGAUAUUACACUCCGUUUUUUCACAAUGUAACAUCCGUGGGCAUGCCUGAAAUAGAUUCAAAUCCUCAAAUGAAAGUUACUGCCUAGAAUUCUUAAACAGAUCACCUGAUAUUGCAAAUUAUAAAUCCGUUAUAAGAGAUCACCCAUUCACAGCUAUGGAUUUUCCAAAAUUCCAGGACUGUGUACAGAUGUCACCCAGUACAUAAAAUGUACAGCACAAUUCAAGAUUAAAAAAAUAAGUUAACACAUUGUGUACUGUAGAUGUUGUAUCUUUAUAUUGGAAAUGUAUUUUUUUUCACAGAUUAUGAUUCUCUUCCUCUAUCAGCUGCUUGAAGAUUGACCUUCCUUGAGUUUUUAAAUAUCCAUGCAUACAAAGUGCAAGGAUCCUAAAGGGUGCUUCUCACUAAAAAUUAAAACAAUAUUAUGUAUGCCCUAAAAAAAACAUAAUGUGUUUGAUUUAUUCCUGCAACCAAGAACUCCAAAGCCGAUUUUCCAUCUGCACCUUUAAAUUCAUAAUUCAGUAUUAAACCUGGUCAGUCACUGGUUCCAUCUACAUUCUACAGUCUAAUGUGGAUCUGCAACCCAGCUCCAUAUUACCAGAUGGUCAAAUUAACUGACAGCCCUCCAUCCUAAUAUACUUGUCCUAGGUCUAAUAUCUGUCUAUUACAUUAGCAGUUUAUUUGGUACUUUCCCUCCUUUAAAGCAAACUGAAGACCGGGCUAACCGAGUCCCAAAUAAAAGCAGUUUGAUUUUGGUUUGUUUGAGAUGGAAAUGCACAGGACUGUUUUCAGCUUGCUUUCAAAGUGGUUCAAGUGGCAGAUGGAAUCAAGGCAUUAGAGUAAAAUACAUGACAUACUUUUUAAUCUGAUACUUUUUUGUAUUUUCAGUAUUCAGUAAUUUGAUAACAAGAUGGUAAUUGUAUGCUAUUACUCCUUAAUAAACCCACUUGAUUGUAGGAGUGUCAUUUGAUCACAUGUUUAAUUGCACUAGUUUAUAAUGCUUGUACAGUUUUUUGUGUUUGUUUUUUAAGUACAUUUUAAAAAGUAUUAUUCAAUUAAAAAAUCACAAUAGUCUAUCCCAGGUAAACCUUUGGGUUACACUAGUCACAUGCAUUAACUGAUGUGUUAUUUUCCACAUGUCCCCCUUUAAAAAAUUGCCUUUUCAAUAAAGAAAAAAAAGUAGUUACAGUAGAAGGCAAACAUUGCAUUUAACACUUAUUUUUUCAUUACCAGUAAUGUGCUGGUGAUCUAGUGCAAUCAGUUUCCAGAUUAGAAUCAUCUUCCUCUGUAACA